This is a messenger RNA of Hypoxylon trugodes, 1418 nucleotides long. Its product is annotated as WD40-repeat-containing domain protein. The transcript is spliced from 2 exons. The record is from RefSeq and is a predicted model, not a curated record. Bases 128 to 1324 code for a protein of 398 amino acids. Gene Ontology annotation, molecular function: protein binding. Lineage: Eukaryota; Fungi; Ascomycota; Sordariomycetes; Xylariales; Hypoxylaceae.
AAUAUACCUGAUGAUAUCGAUGACGACGACUUAGUAGAAAUUGUAGAGCUAUGCGGCUCUUUCCUUUCUCUCCGUGGGCGGACCAUUAUUUUUAUCCAUCAAUCCGCGAAGGACUUUUUAUUAGAAAAUGCGGUUACUGAGUUGUUCCCCUCCGGAACGGAAGAUGCUCAUUACACGAUUUUUUUCGCGAUCAUUGGAGGCCAUGGAAAAGGCCCUACGCGCCGACAUCUACCUAUUAGGUGCUCCCGGAUCCUGCCCUCAUCAAGUGGAACAACCCGAGAAAGACCCUCUUAUAGCGUUGCGUUAUUCCUGUAUCUAUUGGGUCGAACACCUUUGCAACUCCCAGCUCGACUCGAAUACCACGUAUAAUGAUAGUUUACAAGAUGGUGGUCUAGUCGAAACUUUCUUGAGGAAGAAAUAUCUCUAUUGGCUUGAAGCUCUUAGCCAUUGCAAGACCAUACAAGAAGGAAUGGGUUCAAUCACUAGACUCCUAAAUAUUGUUAAGAGACGGCACAAUGCUACGCGGUUAACUUCGCUUGUCCAAGAUGCCCGUCAAUUCAUUAAUCACCAUCUAUUGACAAUUCGAGAAGCCCCUCUCCAGUUAUACAGUUCAGCCCUUGUGUUCAGCCCAAGAGAGAACCUAAUAAGGAAUCUAUUUAAAGAGGAGAUACCAGACUGGAUUAUGCAUGAGCCAAGCCACUGGCAUCGCUAUCCACAGCCAUGCGGGAGUCAUCAAAACCGAGUCAACUCAGUAGCUAUUUCGCCUGACGGCAGUAUCGCGGCGUCGGGAUCGGAUGAUGAGACUGCGAUUCUCUGGUCAAUCGAAACGGGGGAGUUACUACGGGUGCUCAGCGAUCAUAGCGACCGUGUCUACUUGGUACUAUUUUCACCCAACGGCAACGUCUUAGCUUCAGGUUCUUACGACGACACCGUGCGGCUUUGGGACGUCGAGACAGGAUUAUGUCUACGCAUAGUAGAAGUGGGCAAUCCAUUUUCGGAGGAGGUGGUGUUUGACCAGGACCAAUUCCAUUUUACUGAAAUCGACGAUACUAGUUCUCUUGAUUGCUUACGGCGACGGAUAGGUACAUAUAGCCGGUCGUCAGAUGAUAACGGUCGGAGCUAUUGUUUUGAUUACGACUUAAAUCCGGCAUGUGACUGGAUAACGUUAAACGGGAAUAAUAUCCUUUGUUUGCCGGUAUUUUGCGGGGCGUGGGUUUCAGCCGUGUCUGGCUCGGCUGUGGUAGUUGGUUGUGUGUCGGGGGAGAUUUUUAUUUUCCGAUUUGAUGCGAAGAAGCUGUUUAAACUACCAGGGUUUUGUUCGUGAUGAAUCUAGGACUCCGAUAUUCGAUUCCAUGUACAGAUACUUUGGUGGUACGCUAGAUAACACACGGAAAUCGAGAAGUGUUGCAUAAUUCAAA